This is a messenger RNA of Drosophila arizonae, 1890 nucleotides long. It is a transcript of the gene Ir10a, whose product is annotated as Ionotropic receptor 10a. The record is from RefSeq and is a predicted model, not a curated record. Lineage: Eukaryota; Metazoa; Arthropoda; Insecta; Diptera; Drosophilidae.
AUGUGGACCCAACUGCUGCUCCUCUUGGCACUCGCUCCAUUUCACUGGGGCUACGCCCGGACAGCCGCCUCAUCGCUGGACGAGCUACUGGCGGAGCCGCUGCGCCGGAUACCCUAUCUGCACGUGCUGCUGCGCCAGGGACGACAGCUACAGGAGGAUGCCCGCAACAGCGACGCCAUGUGGUUCAUGCAGCUCACGGAUGUGCCGCACAUCUUGCACAGCUACGACGAGCGCCGGCCUCUGGAGCUGGACAGCAGGCUGGCUGAGUUGGAUAAGCGCGCCUCCCUGGUGCUGGUGGUCAGCCUGGCGCAGCUGGUCGCCGGCAGCGGCGCCGUCAGCUCGGCGGAUCGUGCCGGCGUCUACUUCUACAUUGUGGCCGAUGUGCCGGACAGCCUGAGCCGCGAGCAGCAGCUGCAGCUGGAGCAGAGCAGCCGCCGGCUGUGGACCCAGCACAGGGUCUUCAAUAGGUACAUUCUGGUGGCUGGCGAUGUUUGGAUCUAUGAUCCAUUUGCGGGCGAGUGGGAUGGCAAUGUGAUGGGCUACGACGAGGCCUUCGGUCGCCUCAUCCCCUAUGCGGGCGGUGAGCCCCUCUCCACUCAAUUGUUUCACGACAUGCGCGGCUAUCCGCUGCGUGUGCAGAUCUUCAAGUCGGUCUAUUCCCGGCCGCAGCUGGACCCGGAGACGGGUCUCCUGCGCAGCAUCACGGGCGUCGACUGGGAGGUGGCGCUGGUGAUAGCCGAGGCGCUGAACUUUACGAUGCUGCUCCAGCAGCCGGACAAGAACUACUUUGGCGAGCGCAGUGCGAAUGGCAGCUACAAUGGCGCCAUCGGCUCGAUACUGAACGACGGCCUGGACGUCUGCCUGACGGGCUUCUUUGUCAAGGACUAUCUGGUGCAGGAGUACAUGGACUUCACGGUGGCCGUCUACGAUGAUCAGCUGUGCAUCUAUGCGCCCAAGGCCAGCCGCAUUCCACAGUCGAUUCUGCCCAUCUUUGCGGUUGGCUACGACAUCUGGCUGGGCUUCAUCCUGAUGGCGUUCGUGUGCGCCUUCAUCUGGCUGCUGCUGCGCAUCCUCAAUCUGCGGCUGCACAUCAUCAGCGCCCAGAGCCGACGGCUCUGGCAGCAGGCGCUGGGCAUUUUGGUGGACACGUGGGUGGUGUGGGUGCGCGUGAAUCUGAGCCACUUGCCGGAGAGCUAUGCGGAGCGCAUGUUCAUUGGCUCGCUGUGCCUGGUGAGCGUCAUUUUCGGCGCCAUAUUCGAGUCCAGCCUGUCGACCGUCUACAUCCAUCCGCUGCACUACAAGGACAUUCUAACGCUGCAGGAUCUGGACGACAGCGGACUGAAGGUCGUCUACAAGUACACGUCCAUGGCGGAUGACUUGUUCUUUAGCGAAACGUCGCCGCUGUACGCCAGCCUCAAUAAGAAGCUGUGGUGGAACCGGGAUCUCAAUGCGGACGUCACCAAGGAGGUGGCCACUGUGGGCGGCAAGGCAAGCGUCUCCCGGUACUCCUCGCUGAUGAUGGAAUCGGUCAACUUCCUGCUGAUGCGCCGCAUUUGGAUUGUGCCCGAGUGCCCCAAGUACUACACCAUCUCCUAUGUCCUGCCCAGAGAUGCGCCCUGGGAGGAGGCAAUCAAUGCCCAGCUGCUGCGCAUGCUCAACGCUGGCCUCAUCCCCAAAUGGAUCCAGGACCAAAAGUUCCGGGUGACCGUCACGACACGCAAGGCGCUCAACGAGCAGGCCGAGGCUACCGAGGUGCGCGUCCUGACCAUCGGCGACCUCCAGCUGGCCUUCUAUGUGGUCAUCGUGGGCACUCUGCUUGCCUCAGUCGCCUUUCUGGCCGAGCACGUCUUCUUCAGACGCCGUGUGCGGCAAGCCACCAAGAAACUCUAG